AACUACAAAACUCCACAUGUGUUCAUUCAUAGUAUUGAUGCUUUCAGUAAGAAUCUACAAUGUAAAUAGAAAAUAAAGAAAACUCAUUGAAUGAGAAGGUGUGUCCAAACUUUUGGCCUGUACUGUAUAUUUUAAAAAAAUAUUGUUAUUGCGCAAAAGCGAACGUGAUAUCAGAGAGCAGAAGGAGGAUUAGCGAGGCACAGCUAAUGGCUCAACUGCUCCCCGUUAUUCCUUAAAAAACGAGAAUUAGCUUAUAACGCUUAAUCCACCUUCUUUCCAGAAACCGGCACAUUUUUGGUUAGAGGACACAAUGAGGCACCAGCAGUGCCCUAUUUGCCACGUCACAUACUCGAAUCUUCCUAAGCACCUGACGGGAUUCCACAACGUGGCGAAUCCCAAAGAGAAGGCCCUGCUCCUGAGCCUCUCCAGCGGACGCGUGAAGGGAUUGUUCCGAUGUGAGGAGCCUCAAUGCGGGAAAACGGUUAAAAGGCUCGACAGGCAUUACGCAGAAUGCCACAUUGAUAAAACGUCCGAUGAAGCUAAGAGCAUUGUCACAAGGUGCAAAAAUCAAUACAUCUUGGAACAGCUAGGAAAACUGAGGGAAACCCAUCCCCAAGUGCUGAUGGUCAGCGUGCUGGAUUUGGGCGGCAGGCAGACCACCCAGGAUGACCGAUGGACCCGACCACCCCCCGACGCACCAGAGACAUCGGCGGACCCAGCCUGCAGCCAGGGACAUCAACGGACCUCCCGUUUGCAAGCGGGAUGCCUGGGACUUCUGGGGAAUUCCCGCCUGAAAGCGGAAGUCCUGGGGACGUCCAUAGACAUCCCAACCGACACUGAAACACCUGGAAUGUCCACAGAUGUCAAACCAGAGCCAGCGCCGGCGGAGACCACCCAGGACCUCACACCCAACUGCUCAAACACAGACUGCCAGCGGCUCCUGAGAGAAAAUCAGGAGCUCAAGGCACGUCUGGGUUUGGGUAAGGGAGAAUGCCCCAGGCAGGACUGCCAGCAUAAAAGCCAGGAGCUUUCCAGGCUGGUGCAGCUCUACAUGGCAAGCCCCCAAAAGAAGCUCCGAAAUAAAUUUUCCAGAAAGGAUGAUUUUGAAACAGAGCAUGCCCCAAAAUAUGAACAAGUCCUACAAGACUUUUUUGUCUUCUGUGUCGGGGCCAAUCCUUCAAGCAAAGUGAAAGACAACGGCAAUACCUGCCGGAGCCACGUCCGCAGGUUUCUUUUGUUUGCAGGAGAGGGCAAGCUCCUGAAGGGGGACUUUUCCUUUUUAGCCGACUCAACGAAGAUUGCAGAGUGGGUGGAGGUUCUUAAAACAGACAGAAUGAAACCCACGACCAUAAGAAUUAAUCUAGUAAACAUCCACAAGUUCGUCAAAUUCCUAAACAACCUGCCUGCAGCCCAAACAAAACUCAGUGGGAGGGACUUCCAAAGGAUCCAUGCACAGAUAAAGGCGCGUCUGAAGGAUCUACAGAAGGACGUCACUCUACAUAGUCAAAAGUUUAGAAAGGAGAACAAAAGUUCGAGAAAUAAUGCCGAAAGAACUGCGUAAUGUUAGAAAUAUGCUUUAAAAUUUUUACUCUAACCAAUAACAUUGGCGUAGGAACCGGGGGGGAUAAUAUUUGAAACAGGUGGAUUCCAAUCAUGGAGCUGGUUCAGGGAGAAAGUUCCGCCUCUCAGGAGAAAGAGGCAAUUAGCUUGCUUGUUUUGCGGAGCUCGGAGGAGAGUCUGCUGGUGGGGGGAAACACUCCCCCUCGCUGUGAGUUUUAGCAGCAGCUGAUAUUAAAACUAAUCUGGAUAUACAGAGAUUUUUCUAAAAGAAAGGUAACGGAGCUAACAAUGUAAACUGUGAUGAGCUUGUUUCUGAUAACUGGUUAAAAAGACUCGUCUCUGAAUCAAAACGCACAGAUCAAAUCCUCAGUGCACUUAAUAAAAUACAGCUUGUGAGUUAGUCAGCUUAAUUUAGGAAUUAGAUAGAUAGGGUGUCAGGGUUUAAGGAAAAAAAUAUAUAUAUAUAUGUAAUGUUCAGCUUGCCCAGGUGUACCUGAUCAGCUAAUCACUUUUUCUUUUUCAAAUUGUGUUCAUUAAUUUAGGAUUGCAGGACCUACUGUCAGCUAUAAUGAACAAAACAACUAGUUAGCUAGAAGAUGGGUGUAGUGGAUAGCCAGAAUUUAGUAAAAUAUUUUGUCGGUAGUUUAAAGCAGUUUUUUUUUUUAACCCUGGUCACUGCCUUGGGUGCUACCCACAAA
Molecule: messenger RNA, 2258 nt
Organism: Astyanax mexicanus (Mexican tetra)
Lineage: Eukaryota; Metazoa; Chordata; Actinopteri; Characiformes; Acestrorhamphidae
Exons: 6
Coding region: 311-1561 (416 amino acids)
Source: RefSeq, a predicted model, not a curated record